AUCGCUGUUCUUCAGUUACCGCACGACUCCUUCACCGUUGCUGCAAAAGCCCGUCUAACGUCACUAGUUCCAAUCUUCAAGCACUGCAACUAUGGCGGAGACUGCCGAGCCCAACCCAAUCGUCUUCUUCGACAUCACCCUAGGAGGGGAGAAGCUCGGUAGAAUCAAGAUGGAGUUGUUCAAAGAUGUAGUCCCAAAGACGGCUGAGAAUUUCCGCCAGUUCUGCACUGGAGAGACGAAAAACAGCCGAGGGCAGCCACAAGGCUACAAAGGCUGCAAGUUCCAUCGCGUCAUCAAAGGUUUUAUGAUCCAAGGCGGCGAUUUUGUAAACGGCAAUGGCACAGGCUCGAGAACCAUUUGGGGAACUGAAAAGUUUGCCGACGAGAACUUCACAUUGAAGCACGACAAACCUGGUCUUCUAUCUAUGGCUAACUCAGGUCCCAAUACCAACGGUUCCCAGUUCUUCAUCAUCACUGCGAAGAACGGCACCCCUCACCUGAACGGCAAGCACGUUGUCUUCGGAAAUGUCAUUGAAGGCAUGGACGUUGUCACCAAGAUUGAGAACACACGAACAGUAGCGAACCCAGAAGGAAAGCCAGUGCAAGAUAUCGCUAUUGCGCAAUGCGGUGAGAUGUGAACAUGGACAUGACCGUUCAUGUAUUCAACCAGCAUAAGAGCCUACCACACCCACCUCCGAGAGGCAAGAUCGUAGGUGACAUUUGAAGAACCCAUAGGAAGCCUAGGAAGCAUUUGUUUGGCCCAACCGCAGCUCACAGAAUGGCAAGACAUGGUGGGCCAGCUCAAGCCGCAAGUCUGCUAUCAAUUCUUGCGUAUCUGUGAUUGAGCAUUCCAGAUGCAAGCCGCUGUAGGAUGCGGCGAAGAGACUAUAUCUUUAUAAUCUGACACACAAUUAAAGACCAAUGAAAUGCAUC
Molecule: messenger RNA, 932 nt
Organism: Alternaria alternata
Lineage: Eukaryota; Fungi; Ascomycota; Dothideomycetes; Pleosporales; Pleosporaceae
Product: peptidyl-prolyl cis-trans isomerase H
Exons: 4
Coding region: 92-637 (181 amino acids)
Biological process (GO): protein folding; protein peptidyl-prolyl isomerization
Cellular component (GO): intracellular membrane-bounded organelle
Molecular function (GO): peptidyl-prolyl cis-trans isomerase activity
Source: RefSeq, a predicted model, not a curated record